AUUUAUUUAUUUAUUUUUGUUAUUUAAUUGGAUUUCUGAACUCUCAAAAAAGAAAAACAAAAAUUUUAUUUGUUUCUUGGUUCUCUUUGAUUUUUUGUUUUCUUCAACAAAACCAAAUGGCGUUUCGUUAAGGUUUCACAGUUUAGGAAAUCCAUCGGAACAAUCUCUGUAUUGACUCUGAUUCUCCCGGUGGGACUCCACCGGAACCAUCUCUAAGCCGCCACCGCCGCCCCUCCGAUCAAACCUACCACCAUCCCCCCUCUGAAUUUUUCUUUUUCUCUUUCCUUUGCCGUUUCCCAAUUCUUCUCCUCUUCCGAAAUGGUCAAAGCUUUGCCCCUUCACCUCGGAAUCGUUAAAUCUUUUCCCAAAUUCGACGGUUCUUUUGAUCUUCCUCCGCCUCCCCAACUUCCGUCAGCGAGGCUCGCCGGCUCUGGUUUCAACAGGCUUCCUUUGUGCCGGAAAUUUCCGCCGCUUUCCCAGAAAGUUUCUGCGACUGGUGAGAAGACGACUUCGCUGCUCGGAGCUUGGACCCAAGACAGUACUCUGCAAUUUCGAGAUGAGUCGCCUGUUUCGAUUGAGCUUAAGUCCAUUUGCAGUGAACUUGAGUUCGAUAAGGCUAUUGCAGAUGCAGAGAAACGCAACGAGCUCGUGAUUCUUGUAUGGAUGGCUAACUGGUGCCGAAAUUACAUUUAUUUAAAACCCCAAUUGGAAAGAUUGGCUGCUGAUUAUUACCCCAGAUUGCAAUUCUACUGCAUUGAUGUCAAUAUGGUGCCACACAAGCUAGUUGUUCGUGCCGGAUUAGCUAUGCCAGCUAUACAGCUAUGGAAGGAUGGUAAGAAACAAGAUGAGGUGAUUGGUCUCUACAAAGCAUAUUUAGUCAUCAAUGAUGUUCAGAAAAUGAUUGAACGCGAGCUAACAGGCGAGUGACUUAUGAUUCAUUUUUACCCACAUCCUCUUAUCCACUUAGUGGUAUUAAAAUUGAUUGAUAGCAUCUCACAGAAAUUCCUUUCUGCUUAUAUUCAUCAACAUAAAGAACAAGGCCUGGCUGGCCCUUCUUGCCAAGUCUUUGUCAUUGCAGAGAUCAUUUCUUUGUUGUCAUGGGGUGGAUGAUCUAACAUGUAUGUCUAAUUCUUGACAAUGUACACAUUGUGAGGAAGUCUUAUUUGUAAGGUUUACCAUCCUUUCUAUACCAUUCCUUUCCCUUAUAUCUGAUAUGCGGAGGCCCCUGUUUUGUGUUGGUAGAUUAAUUUAUUUGUUCAGGGAUCUUAUGAA
Messenger RNA from Benincasa hispida (wax gourd), 1272 nucleotides. RefSeq names its product thioredoxin-like 3-2, chloroplastic. The record is from RefSeq and is a predicted model, not a curated record. Gene Ontology annotation, cellular component: chloroplast stroma. NCBI's taxonomy places the organism in Eukaryota, Viridiplantae, Streptophyta, Magnoliopsida, Cucurbitales, Cucurbitaceae.